CCAACUGAUGGAGAUUUUGAAGGUUGCAUACUGGCACGAUCAAUUCCGAAUAUUGGCAAUUGGACUGUAUUCACUUCUGUGCAAUUAGAAAAGUUACAAAAACAUGAAAUCGAAAAACCCAUACCAUAUUUCUCAACUUUAACAAAGCCAAAUUCUGAUUGGCAGAUACCAUUGCCAAACUCUGAAAAAUAG
This is a messenger RNA of Dentiscutata erythropus, 192 nucleotides long. Lineage: Eukaryota; Fungi; Glomeromycota; Glomeromycetes; Diversisporales; Gigasporaceae. The record is from the annotation of a GenBank genome assembly.